Ostreococcus lucimarinus CCE9901 is the source of this 312-nucleotide messenger RNA. RefSeq lists its product with no specific name. Bases 1 to 312 code for a protein of 103 amino acids. The transcript has a single exon. Lineage: Eukaryota; Viridiplantae; Chlorophyta; Mamiellophyceae; Mamiellales; Bathycoccaceae. The record is from RefSeq and is a predicted model, not a curated record.
AUGACGUGCGACAGGGAUCUGUUGGAGUCGCUGGCGACGGACGAGACGAGCGCGGCGGUGGAGGCGUUGGCGCGCGCGCUGGUGAGCGACGGCGACGCGAACGAGGAAGGCGAGGGAGAGGGAGAGGACGGCGACGACGAUCUGAGGAGGGCGUAUGAACGAGCGAGAGGGAAGAUGGCGGCGAGAGUGGCGGCGCUGACGGAGGCGCACGCGGCGAAUAGGGCGGAUAGGAUAAAAUUGUUGACGAAUCUCGUCACGGCGAGUCGGAUGGAGUCGUGGCAAAAUCAGUCGUCGCUGCCGAAUCGCGAGUGA